Messenger RNA from Oncorhynchus tshawytscha (Chinook salmon), 939 nucleotides. RefSeq lists its product as uncharacterized. The transcript is spliced from 2 exons. The coding region runs from base 124 to 786 and encodes 220 amino acids. The record is from RefSeq and is a predicted model, not a curated record. NCBI's taxonomy places the organism in Eukaryota, Metazoa, Chordata, Actinopteri, Salmoniformes, Salmonidae.
GGUUGAUGACCUACGCUCCUCAUUCACUCACGGUACGGAGUCAACUGGUCCACUCACACAGAACCACUAUAUUUAUUGACCUCUUUCUCCCCUCUCUCUCUAGAUGAAAUACUGUGACUAGUGAUGUCCGGCCACCUGACAACCUGUCCACUUGAUCCCAUCUCCUCCUCCCUUCUCCUGACAAUAUCUGGAGACCAUCUACCAUUCCUCAUGUCCCACAUCAACUCCUUCCUGACCAUUGGCUGCGUACCUUCAGAUGGCCAGUUGCUCCCCUCCUCAAGAAACCAACACUCAACCCCUGUGAUGUCAAAAACUACAGAUCAGUAUCCCUUCUUUCUUUUCCUUCCAAAACACUUGAGUGUGCUGUCUAUGGCCACAUCUCUCGCUAUCUCUCUUAGAAUGAUCUUCUUGACCUUAACCAGUCAGGCUUCAAGGCAGCUCACUCAACUGAGACAACUCUCCUCUGUCAGGGAGGCUCUUCGCUCUGUCAAAGAUGACUCUCUCUCAUCUGUUCUCAUCCUCAUAGAUCUAUCUGCUGCCUUCAACACCAUGAACCGUCCGAUUGUCCUCUUCAUCCUCUCAGGGCGGGACAUCUCAGGCUCUGCACACUGCUGUAUUGCAUUCUACCUGGAAGUUUGCUUCAAACAGAGGAUCUUUGUCUGCACCACGUGUUCUCACUAUUGGGGUCCCUCAGGGCUCACUACCGGUGGCGACACAUCUCUGCAUACUUGGCAGACAUCUCAGCUUGGAUGUCGGCCCACCACCUCAGGCUCAAUCUCAACAUGAUGAAGCUGCUCUUCCUCCUGGGGAAGGCUUGCCCGCUCCAAGACAUCUCCAUCACAGUUGAUAACUCCAGGGUGUCUGCCUCCCAGAGUGCAAAGAACCUUGGCAUGACCCUGGACAACACCCUGUCAUUCUCUGCAAACAUCAAGCAGUGAU